AUGUUGGGUGAAUGGAGGAUUACGGGCUUCUAUGGCAGGCCCAAUAGGAAUGAAAGGAGAGCUUCUUGGGCUCUCUUGAGGGAAUUAGCUAGUCAAUACUCUUACCCUUGGGUUUGUUGUGGGGACUUCAAUGCCAUUUUGACCCAAGAUGAAAAAAGGGGUGGUAAUUUUUAUCCUACUUAUUUGGUUCAAGACUUUAGAGAUGCAGUACUUCAAGCUGGGCUUUCUGAUGUCAACAUGAAUGGAUACAAAUAUACUUGGGAUAAUGCAAGAGAUGAUGAUGAUUGGGUUCGUAUUUUCUUGCCUCGCCAUUCCCCUCGUUUAUUUCGUUUUGAGAAUACUUGGGGCGCGGAGAGUGGUUGUCGCGAAAUUGUUGAGGAAAUCUGGUCGGAUCCUUCCCUGGGUUCGGUUUUGGAGAAGUUACAAUUUUGCAGUGUUCGUUUGGGUGAGUGGGGAGAUAAUCUGCGGAAACUUUAUAAGCAGGAGAUUGACGAUUGUAAGCGGGUAAUGGGUCUCUUAAGGGGUAAGAGAGAUGCUCAUAGUCGAGAAAGCUUUAGGAUGGCCAAAAGCAAAUUUCUAGAUCUUCUUCGCAGGAAAGAAUCUUAUUGGCGUCAGAGAGCAAAGGAAUUUUGGUUGAAGGAGGGCGAUCAAAAUACAAAAUUUUUUCAUCGCAAAGCUACUAUCAGACAAAGGAAAAACAGAAUUGAUCGCUUGAAGGACGAUAAUGGGAACUGGUGUGAUUGGUCGACAGGGUUGGAAGCAAUGAUUACGGAUUAUUUCAAAAAUAUUUUCACUUCUAAUGCUGGUUCGUCUAAUGAUAUUAUUGAUCUUGUGCCGGCUCUAGUCACAGAUGACCAGAAUGUUGAUUUGAUGAAGCCGUACACCGUAGAUGAAGUCAGGGAGGCUGUUUUCAGUAUGCAAGCCGAUAAGUCUCCUGGGUUGGAUGGUUUCAACCCCGGUUUUUAUCAGAAGUAUUGGACUAUCAUUGGGGAUCAGGUAUCUAAUUUUUGCAUCUCUUGUAUCAGAGAUAGAGAAUUUCCUAGCGAGCUGAAUGAUACGGCUAUUGUCCUAAUCCCUAAGAAGGAGCACGCAGAACGUAUGUCGGAUCUACGCCCCAUAGCCCUUUGCAAAGUUCUCUAUAAAAUAAUCUCCAAGAUGAUUGCUAAUCGGCUUAAGGUAGUUCUUCCUUCUAUCAUUUCACCCUCUCAGUGUGCCUUCGUACCUGGUAGAAAUAUCCAGGAAAAUUCUGUAGUUGCUUAUGAAACUUUACACUACAUGAGAGGUAAAAGGCGUGGACGAGAUGGUUAUGCAGCUUUAAAAAUUGAUGUUAGCAAGGCCUUCGACAGAUUGGAAUGGAAAUUUCUGACGGCUAUGUUGAUGAAGCUUGGCUUUGACACAAAUUUUGUAGAGUUCUUAUAUCUCUGCGUUUCUUCUGUCUCUUUUAAGGUUCUUCAUCAAGGGAUGCUUACGGAUGCUAUUUUGCCGGGAAGGGGAUUGCGGCAAGGAGAUCCCCUCUCACCUUAUCUUUUUAUCCUUUGUAUGGAAGGUUUGUCUCGGUUAAUUCACAACAGAGUUGCUAUUGGUCGUCUGAAUGGUGUAGCUGUUUGUGGAGGGGCCCCGGUUGUAUCACACUUAUUUUUGCAGGUCUGUGAACAAGAUAAUCUGGGCUCUUAUUUGGGUCUUCCCAUAGCAAUUGGUCGAAAUAAACAGGAAGUCUUCCAAUUUGUGAAAGACAAAUUCUGGAGGCGCAUCAACUCUUGGAAGAACAAAGCCUUGUCUAGAGCUGGCAAGGAAAUUCUUGUAAAGACGGUCUUACAAUCUCUGCCAAACUAUGUCAUGAACCUUUUCCUUCUCCCAAAAGGUAUAUGUGAUGAUUUGCAACAAAUUAUGGCAAGAUUUUGGUGGGGGACAAAGGUUGAUGGAAGUAGAAGUUUACAUUGGUUGGGUUGGGAUCGCCUUGCUUGCCAUAAACAUUUUGGCGGUUUAAGUUUCAAGAAGAUCAGACAAUUUAAUAUCGCUAUGCUUGGUAGGAUGGGUUGGCACUUGUAUAUGAACUCUAAUUCUUUGGCUAGCCGAAUACUUAAAGCUAAAUAUUAUCCUAAUGUUUCUUUCUUAGAGGCUCCUAUUGGGAAUAAUCCCAGCUAUGUUUGGAGAAGCAUUAGAGAAUCUCAAAGUUUAAUUCGUGAUGGUCUUCUAUGGCGUGUUGGGGAUGGCAAUGAUAUUGCUAUCUGGCUAGAUAGUUGGCUGCCAGAUGUUGCCUUCCCUAUGGUUACUACAACCUUUGACUUUAAUUUUGGGGUCUAUAUGGUUUCGGAUUUGAUCACUGAUGGUGCUUGGAACAUUGAUUUGGUGAAUCGUGUGUUUAAUGAAAGGGAUCGAAAACUUAUUCUGUCAAUCCCUUUAAGAAGGAGCUCUAGCAUUGACUUGCAAUUUUGGAAACAUGAUAAGAGAGGCAGUUAUUCAGUUAGCAGUGCUUACAAGUUACAGACUCAGGAAUCUGACACAGCUGUUGGCAAUAAAAAAUUCUGGAAGAAGCUUUGGUCUAUCCCAGCGGCACCAAAAAUCAGAAACUUUCUUUGGCGUGCUGUAUCUGGUUCUCUACCGACCAGAUCAAGACUUUGUUCUCGGCAUGUUCCGACCACAGAGGUUUGUCCAUUAUGUAAUGUUGAUUGUGAAUCUGUAAAGCAUGUUUUAGUUGAAUGCUCCUUUGCAAGGCAUGUUUGGCUUGCCUCUCAUCUUGGUUGGUUUUCUCCUUCAACCCAUUCCUUUCAAGACUGGUUAAUGCGAGCUUUAGCUCUCUUCAAUCCAAAUGACUCUGCAACUUUGGCGUACCUAUGUUGGUCUAUAUGGGAGGAACGCAAUUCAGUGGUUUGGAAAUCUGCUCAGCCUGCUGCUAACUCCUGCAGAUUGAGAGGCCUUCGUCUCAAACGAGAAUGGGACGAUGCUCUGGUUAGUAUACGGGCUGCUAUUCCACCGACUGCAGAUUUGCCUACACCACAGGAAUGGAAAAAGCCAGGCCCUAACUGGGUGAAGCUCAAUGUUGAUAUCGCUACCAAUGUCAAUUCUGGAUGGACAGGAAUCGGAAUGGUGGUACGUAAUGAAAUGGGCAGUUUUGUGGCUUGUAAGAUUUCGCGCAUGGUAGGAUUAUUCUCACCUACAAUUGCUGAAAUUAUGGGAGUACGAGAAGCUUUGAGCUGGAUAAAGGACAACAAUUGGCAAAACGUUAUUGUGGAAUCUGAUAAUUUGCAGGUUGUUAAUGUUCUCAAUUCCAUGAAUGUGGAAAAUUUCUCUAUGAUGGGUGGUAUUGUUUCUGAUUGUAGAUCUCUUAUUAAUGAGAUUAGUUGUGAGAUUCUGUUUUCUCAUGUUUUCCGUUCGGCGAACGGGGUGGCUCAUGCCCUUGCUCAAGCUACUCGUUCCUUUCCGAAUGCUAUGGAGUGGACUCUUUCUCCUCCUGAAUUUGUAUCUCUUCUUUUGCUUUAA
Molecule: messenger RNA, 3480 nt
Organism: Hevea brasiliensis (rubber tree)
Lineage: Eukaryota; Viridiplantae; Streptophyta; Magnoliopsida; Malpighiales; Euphorbiaceae
Exons: 3
Coding region: 1-3480 (1159 amino acids)
Molecular function (GO): RNA-DNA hybrid ribonuclease activity; nucleic acid binding
Source: RefSeq, a predicted model, not a curated record